Brettanomyces bruxellensis is the source of this 1005-nucleotide messenger RNA. RefSeq lists its product as uncharacterized. The record is from RefSeq and is a predicted model, not a curated record. Lineage: Eukaryota; Fungi; Ascomycota; Pichiomycetes; Pichiales; Pichiaceae. The coding region runs from base 1 to 1005 and encodes 334 amino acids. Gene Ontology annotation, molecular function: protein binding. Gene Ontology annotation, biological process: protein insertion into ER membrane. The transcript is spliced from 2 exons. Gene Ontology annotation, cellular component: cytosol; TRC complex.
AUGCCAAAAAGCUCAUCUGUUCAACUCCGUUUAAAGAAAUCACUUGCCAGAUUUAAGAGCAGAAUUGAGGAUGGUUCCUAUUAUGAAGCUCAACAAACGAUACGUGCCAUAACGAAUCGAUAUGUUUACGCUAAAAAUUAUGAUGCUGCAACAGAAUUAUUGUAUCAGAGCUCAAUGAUCUUAACAGAGUAUAAGAAAUAUGACGAGGCAUCAGAUUUAUUCCUUUACCUUUUAGAAGUGUUCACAAUGGAAGGGAAGCAAGGUCAAGAAUUUGAAAGAGACGAUUUGAUCAAAAUUGAGGACUUCUUGAAUGCGUUACCAGAUUCUGACUCCAAUAUCUCUAACUUGGCCAACGAAACAUUUAAGUUCGCUCGCAAACAAUGCCAGAAUGAGGUGGGAUUUCCUAGAUUGAACAAAUUGGUCGGUGAAAAGCUUUACUAUAGUGGAGAUGCAAAGACGAUCGAGCAGAGUCAGAAGUUUCUUGUCUUCAGUGAUGAUUUGUCAGAUGUUAGACUUCUAGCGGCUCUAUAUUACGACACAUACAAGAAUUCGGGAAAUCUCAAUAAUUUCGGUACAUAUUUGGCACAAAUUGCUACGCCCUAUCUUGCUGUGAGACAUGCAUCUUUUGCAAAGGAGGGACUUACCAUUUUGAUUAAGAAACUUGCUGUUGAUAUCGCCAAGAAUGUUGAAUUUACUCCCGUGAACGAGUGGUCGAUUUUGGAGCCACACACAGAAAACAACUCAGAAGAACUUGAUAACAACUGCAAGCUAGUGAACUUUUUGCAGCUGCUGGUGGAAACAUGCGAACAUGGGAGCUCAGGCAAUAAUGAGAAUUUUAAAGGAUUAUUCACGAGAUACAGACCUAUUUUAUUGCAAUUUGAAGGACUUAUAGACACGAUCAACGCAAUUGGCCAGCUUUACUUUAAUGUGACUGUUGAACAAAAGCAGAAUGACUUCCUUCGCAGUAUGAUGGGAAAUCUUUUAGGGGGAACACCUGCAAAUUAA